This is a messenger RNA of Aspergillus mulundensis, 1779 nucleotides long. RefSeq names its product WD40 repeat domain-containing protein. Gene Ontology annotation, molecular function: protein binding. Gene Ontology annotation, cellular component: mRNA cleavage and polyadenylation specificity factor complex. NCBI's taxonomy places the organism in Eukaryota, Fungi, Ascomycota, Eurotiomycetes, Eurotiales, Aspergillaceae. Bases 1 to 1779 code for a protein of 592 amino acids. The record is from RefSeq and is a predicted model, not a curated record. The transcript is spliced from 4 exons.
AUGGCCUACUAUGACGAUGGUGGAAACGACUCGCAGCCAUUCGGCAGGAACCAGGGUGGGAUCCAAGGACCUCGUCGACCGAGGCUGGUAACCGAUUAUGGUUCGUCGAUGGUACAAUGGAUGCGCAACCGGCGACCAAAAUACCAGGGAGGCCAUCGGAUGGAGAUGGAGAGGCCAAGCGCCAGCUAUAUGGUGGAUAUGCUGCCUCCCCUGGCACGAGUACACUCCCCCGUCGAUUCGAUUCCCGUGCGACAUCUACACCAGUCUAUCGGAAAGUCGAAAAAGCCCAUCACAGUCGUCAGGUGGACUCCGGAGGGAAGACGUCUCUUAACUGGCGGACAUACUGGAGAGUUCAUGUUAUGGAAUGGCACGGCGUUCAAUUUUGAGACAGUUAUGGACGCACACUAUGAUCAACUGCAAGCAGGAGUUACGUCGUUAGCGUGGUCGCAUAGCAAUGAUUGGUUGAUUUCAGGAGGACAAAAAGGCGAUGUGAAGUACUGGCGGCCAAACUUCAACAACGUCGAGACAAUAGACGAUGCACAUCACGAUGCCGUCCGCGAUCUAGCAUGGUCCCCGAGCGAUACAAAAUUCCUGUCGGCCUCCGACGAUACGACACUUAAGAUUUAUGACUUUACGGCGAGAACAUGCGACACUGUCCUGACCGGGCAUAACUGGGACGUCAAGUCGUGCGACUGGCAUCCGACAAAGGGCCUGCUCGUGUCGGGAUCGAAGGAUCAUCAGGUCAAGUUUUGGGACCCCCGUACCACCCGCUGCUUGACGACGCUUCAUAGUCACAAAAACACAGUGACCGCUACGAAGUUCUCGAGGGUGAACAACAACCUUCUCGCGACGUCGUCGCGCGACCAGACUGCGCGCGUAUUCGACCUCCGCAUGAUGCGGGACAUCUGCAUUCUCCGCGGCCAUGAAAAACCAAUUUCUACCCUUACAUGGCAUCCAAUCCACGGCUCUUUGAUCUCGACUGGUAGCGAAGAUGGGUCUUUAUACCAUUAUCUACUCGAUGAGCCCAAUCUACCAGCAGGCCAGAUGCCUACUGUCGCCCCUUACGACAGCCCCGACCCAGCAAACACCCCUGCUCAGGUCAUCUUUCCAGCCCACCGAGUACAGUAUGCUCAUGCUGCUACUAUUUGGACUCUCGACUGGCAUCCUCUUGGUCAUAUCCUCGCUUCUGGGUCGAAAGACAAUUUUACGCGAUUUUGGUCUCGAGCGCGACCCGGAGAGAUAAGUUACUUGAAAGAUAGGUUUCACAUUGGAGAGGAGGCCGCGGAAGCUCAGGGGACAUGGAGCCGCAACUUUGGAAGAAGACAAAUGCGUGAAGAGGAGGAGCAAGAAUUACAAGACGAGGCGGACAGCCUUGUCGACCAAAGGAAGGCUCCAGGGACAGGUCUUCCUGGUAUACAGAGCGCACCUCAACCGGACGGGAUGGGUUCUCUGCUGCCAGGUAUUGGCGCGGCCCAACCUCCACCUCCACCAGGACUAGCCGCCUCCAUGGCUCCAGGCAAUGCUUUCCCUCCCAACCCUGCUUUUCCCGCAUUUCCUUUUGCGCCACCGUUUUCAGGAGCUCCUCCUGCCUCCGGUACACCACCAAUGAAUCCGCCCAACGUCGACCUAGCAGAGCUUCAAAAGCAGCUCGCCGCGCAGGGAAUCAAAUUACCACCGGGCUUCCCACACCACUUCGCUCCUGUGUCUGCGCCAAUGGGCGGCGGCGGGCUCCCUGGGUUACAGGGCGGUUAUCAUCCAGACAACAACUAUGGACGGUGA